AUGGACAAGAAAAUCGCAGCCAAAAUUUUCCGCAGGAAAAAUGACAAGAAACCCGUGGCAAAUGGACCGGCCAAAAAACGCAUGUCAGCCACGGCCGUGAAAGACAUGCUGUUCCACAAGGCCGUGACGUCGACGCCUUCCGACAAGCCGCCGAUUUUUGCAGGCUGCACAAUCAACAUUUCCUAUAUGGCAGAGUCCGGGGUUUCUGACUUGCAACUCAAGAAGGACAUUAUUGCUCAUGGAGGCCGCGUGUCUCGUGUGAUCACAGCUGGAGUGACACACGUGAUUGCCCGCAACUUCGCCGCCGGCAAGCACGACAAGGUGAUUGGUCGGGCUGUUUCUGUUGACUGGGCUCUGGACUGUCUCAAUCAAGGCAAGAGGCUCAGUGAGGGCCAGUAUCGGCUUGCCCAGGCUUCUCCAGGUCAGCCCAAGAUUACCCUUGGAGGUCAACAAGGAGCCUCUCAAGCCUCCGCUCCAACCGCUUCAACGACCACCGCCUGA
Messenger RNA from Yarrowia lipolytica CLIB122, 501 nucleotides. RefSeq lists its product as uncharacterized. Lineage: Eukaryota; Fungi; Ascomycota; Dipodascomycetes; Dipodascales. The record is from RefSeq and is a predicted model, not a curated record.